AUGGCCACCAUAGCGGCAUCCACCGCCGCUGCCGCGGGUCUGCUCUACUACGUCGACCAACGCAUUGGUAUUAGCCGGGACAUCAAACAAUACCGUCACGAACAAUCCUUUACGAAGCGUAUGCUCCAAUUCAUCGAUAAACUCGGUCCUCAAUCACCUCACCUAUAUCGCAUGCUGGAACUCUGUGAUCCAAAUGCUGAUGCAUUGUGGUUCGAGGGUCGCUCGUGGAACUUCAGAGCUCUCAAGGCUCAGGUGGACGAAAUCGCACUCGGAUUGAAGGGUCUGGGCGUUAAAGAUGGAGACAUUGUUGCUGUGUUUAUGACGAACUCGCCCGAGUUUGUCGUCACCGCCUACGCUCUAACAAGGCUGGGAGCAGCGCCUGCAUUAAUCAACAACGCCCUGAGAGACGAUACAUUGUUGCACUGUGUGCGGUUGCCGAACUCAAACCUGAUUCUCAGCACCCCGGAUUUGGCGGGUUAUGCGGCAUCGGCAGCGCAAUCGAUGGGUGGUGGAGAUGUCAAGACAGUGAGGUUGAAUCUGGGUUCUUUUCGACCUACGCCGCUCUCAAGUGAUAUUGGAAGUGUAAUUGACUUCCCCUUCCCAGAUUCGUCCAUAUCACCUGCCUCGUCAUUGCCACCAACACCACCCAAAACCCUCGGCUCAGUCGCCGCCCUGAUCUACACUUCCGGUACAACAGGCAAACCAAAGGCCUGCAGUAUCAAAAAUGGCCUCAUCUGUGCCGUCGCAUGCACUUCUUCCCCUGACGCCUCCAACCCGAAGAAAUACCUUCAUGGUCUCCGUGCAUACUCAUGCAUGCCCCUUUUCCAUGGCACUACAUUCUUCGCUGGGAUGUGUUAUUCCGUGGGACAGGGAGGUUGUUUCUGUUUUGCGAGGAAAUUCUCGGCCAGAGGGUUCUGGAAAGACGUGCACGAAUCGCGCGCCACGAGAAUCCUAUACGUUGGUGAACUGUGUCGCUUCCUACUGACCACCCCACCGGGGCAGUUUGAUAAGAAACACAACGUCAUCGUGGCCGCUGGCAACGGACUGCAAAAGGAUGUCUGGGUGGCCUUCCAAGACCGCUUCAAUGUCCCCGAGGUCCGCGAAUUCUACCGCUCAACUGAAGGACUCGUCAAGUUCGACAACGUACACCGUGCUGGGCAGCCUGGGGCAGGGAAAGUCGGGUACCUAGGCCCGUUGAGGAAGAAGAUCCUGGAAAAGGACCAGUUCAUCAUUAAAUUCGACUACGAUACCGAGUCACCGGUCCGCGAUCCAAACACUGGCUUCUGUAUUGUAUGUGCAAAGGGCGAGCCGGGCGAAGCCAUCGCACGGAUCCACAAUCUCUCGACGUACACUAACUACCACAACAAUGAUUCCGCGACGGAACAGAAAUUCCUCCGAGAUGUGUUCGAGAAGGGCGACCUGUGGCAGCGCAGCGGAGACCUGCUAGUGCAAGAAGGGGACAAUUGGGUGAAAUUCGUGGAUCGUAUAGGCGACACAUAUCGCUGGAUGGGGGAGAACGUGUCGGCAGGAGAAGUCAGGGCGUUCAUUUCCGAGUUGCCCGGAGUCAAGGACGCCGUUGUAGUGGGCAAGCGACUGGCCAAAUAUGACGGACAGGUCGGCACCGCGCUGAUUGUACUCGACCCAGAGACCAACAGCAGCAGCAGCGGUAGCGGGGAGCAGCGUUCCGGAUCGCUUGCCCGGGAAAAAGUGUUCAUGAGCCGCCUGUUCAGGGUGCUGAGAAGCAAAGGUGUCCCGCGGUACGCGGUGCCACGGCUGGUCAUGGUGCGCAACGAACUCGUCGACGUGGGCGACACGUUCAAGCACGCCAAGAUGGUCGUGAAGAACAUUGAUUGGGCAAAAACCGCCGACCACCAAGGCCAGAGGGCAAGGAAGUAUUAUCUCGACCUCGAAGAGGAGCGGUUCAAGGAGCUAGACGCGGAGAGUUGGAGGCGGAUUGACGACGGGUCGGCCAAGCUGUAG
Molecule: messenger RNA, 1980 nt
Organism: Cladophialophora bantiana CBS 173.52
Lineage: Eukaryota; Fungi; Ascomycota; Eurotiomycetes; Chaetothyriales; Herpotrichiellaceae
Exons: 1
Coding region: 1-1980 (659 amino acids)
Molecular function (GO): long-chain fatty acid transmembrane transporter activity; long-chain fatty acid-CoA ligase activity
Source: RefSeq, a predicted model, not a curated record